Molecule: messenger RNA, 637 nt
Organism: Thamnophis sirtalis
Lineage: Eukaryota; Metazoa; Chordata; Lepidosauria; Squamata; Natricidae
Source: RefSeq, a predicted model, not a curated record
AUGUACAAGAAUUAUCCCUUGAACAAAAUAGCUGUUGUCAUCUGUGCCAUCAACAUUACACAUGACACUCUGGUGUCCAAAUCUUCUUUCCAAGAAUUAUCCUCAGAAGAAGAAAACUACAGUGUGGUUCUGGCCCAGCUAUCGUGUAAGGCUCUUGCUGAUGAGCUGGAGUAUGAGAUCAAGAAAAUUGGACCAAGAAGGACUGUAAAUUCGGGGACAUUUCGACUCAACCCUGAUGGCUCACGAGGGAAAAAAAAGAUUCCUUUUGCAAAGUCAGAGACCUUCUUAACAGACAUUUUGGAAAAUAUAUGCGAUCGGAUGAAUGAUUACAAACUUGAGGAUGAUCCUGUAACUAAGAAAAAGAUAUUCAAGAGAUAUGCUCCGAGGAAGGAUGAGGAAAUAUAUCCAAUAUAUAAACAAUAUUUCUUUUAUUCUGAUGCUUAUAAACCCUUGAAAUAUGCGUGUGAGACUAUCAUAGAACAGUAUGAAGAUGAAAUAUUCUCAGUUAUCACUCGGGAGUCACACUCUCUGGCUGACAAGCUGUGCAUUGAAAAAUCAGGUCUUUGUCAAGAAGAUGAGACGCACACUGAACUUUAAAAGGCAACUAUUAUUAUUAUUAUUAUUAUUAUUAUUAUUA